GAUGCACGGUGCCGCUGGCUGCCGCCUCCGGCUGCCGCCGCCAGCCUUCUGGGCGCGUCUCUCUCCUGCGAUCCUGGCCUCUGGCCCCGGCGACGUAGCCGGGCCAGGCGAGGUUCUGGCCUGACCCGCCAGGUGACCUUCAUUCAGUCCCCUGUCGCGCCAAGCCUUGCCCCCAUCAGUGCGUGGGCCUGUCUCAACCUCUCCAGCGGUUUGAGAACACCGACCUGCAUUGGCCCCAUAUUCUGCCCAGUGGCAGGGGGAGUGUCGGGCCGCCAGGCCCAGGGGCGGGGCCGGAGGAGAUGCCCCUGCAAGUGAAGUGGCCAUUCCCUGCGGUGCCGCCGCUUACCUGGACACUAGCCAGCAGCGUCGUCAUGGGCCUGGUGGGCACCUACAGCUGCUUCUGGACCAAGUACAUGAAUCACCUCACCGUCCACAACAAGGAGGUGCUGUACGAGCUCAUCGAGAACCGAGGCCCUGCCACUCCCCUCAUCACCGUCUCCAAUCACCAGUCCUGCAUGGAUGAUCCUCAUCUCUGGGGGAUCCUGAAACUCCGCCACAUCUGGAAUCUGAAGUUGAUGCGUUGGACUCCUGCGGCUGCAGAUAUCUGCUUCACCAAGGAGCUACACUCCCACUUCUUCAGCUUGGGCAAAUGUGUGCCUGUGUGCCGAGGAGACGGUGUCUACCAGAAGGGGAUGGACUUCAUUUUGGAGAAGCUCAACCAUGGGGACUGGGUACACAUAUUCCCAGAAGGGAAAGUGAACAUGAGUUCUGAGUUCCUGCGCUUCAAGUGGGGAAUUGGGCGCCUAAUUGCUGAGUGUCAUCUGAACCCCAUUAUCCUGCCACUGUGGCAUGUUGGAAUGAAUGACGUCCUUCCUAACAGCCCACCCUACUUCCCCCGCUUUGGCCAGAAAAUCACCGUGCUGAUUGGGAAGCCCUUCAGCGCACUGCCCAUGCUAGAACGGCUCCGGGCGGAGAACAAGUCAGCUAUGGAGAUGCGCAAAGCCCUCACGGACUUCAUUCAGGAGGAAUUCCAGCGCUUGAAGACCCAGGCAGAGCAGCUCCACAACCACCUCCAGCCUAGGAGAUAGACACCAUCCUGCCUGGCCCCAGGGAAUGGAUAGAUCCCCUGAGGCUUGGAGAGGAGGCAGUAUUGGGACCUCAGUCCCAGCUUGGCUGGCUCUCAGUGCUGCCUUCAGAUUCCUGCUUCUCACAAAACUGGGACUGGGGGAUGGAGUGAUGCUUUUAGUUUGGAUACAGUUUUUAGACAGACUGUCUCAUGAUCCCUACUGGGUGCCCUCUUCUACUUCGUGAACAUCUAGCUCCUCCAUGGUUCAUCAGUUAAAGAGCGGGUCUCAGUGCCAGGCAUGGUGGUACAGUUUAUUUCUUUUUUUUUCUUUUUUCUUUUUUUUUAAAGAGAGAGUGAGA
Molecule: messenger RNA, 1425 nt
Organism: Urocitellus parryii (Arctic ground squirrel)
Lineage: Eukaryota; Metazoa; Chordata; Mammalia; Rodentia; Sciuridae
Gene: Tafazzin
Product: tafazzin, phospholipid-lysophospholipid transacylase
Biological process (GO): cardiolipin acyl-chain remodeling; inner mitochondrial membrane organization
Cellular component (GO): mitochondrial membrane
Molecular function (GO): 1-acylglycerophosphocholine O-acyltransferase activity
Source: RefSeq, a predicted model, not a curated record